AGCGCCCGCUAAGCCACUCCUCUUAAUCAAUCGAUCGCUCCAUCAAUCAAACCCUCGAAACCGAUUCCUCUCUUCCUUUUCCUUCGUCCCCUUUCCUUCCGGUGGUGCGCCUCCACUCCCUCGCCCCCGCAGAAGAGAAUCGCCAUGGCGGCGGAAAAAGGAAGUCCGCUGCCCAAGUUUGGAGAAUGGGAUGUCAAUGACCCUGCAUCAGCUGAGGGGUUCACUGUAAUCUUCAACAAAGCCAGGGAUGAGAAGAAGACUGGUGGCAACUCACAGGGACAAGAUGUGCCCACAAAAAAUUCACAGCCAUCUGGGCAAGGGUUAUAUGCAGCAAAGGGACCUAGCAGUUCUAAGAAAUGGUUCUGCUGCAUGCAACCUACUGCUGCUGAAUCUUGAGGGUCAUGAAGUUGACUGGACCGUGGAGCCGAGCUAUGGUUAUCUUGUUGAAUUCUGAAGGGACUUCAUGACAUCCAUGAAAACUUGUUUGUGAAAGUUUUUUACAGUUAAGUGGUGAAGAUGUUAUGGGGAGUCGAGUAAUGUUACUGGUCUGGUGUGUACAUUAUUUACAACCUAUAUAUGUGGGUGAACAUCGGUGGUAUAUAUGUAAUGCAUAAAGUUGUGUUUGUUCAUUUGACUCGAUAUUCAGAGUCCCUUGAGUUAAAAAGGUGGAAAAAGAAAAGAGAAAACAAAAGCAACACCGAAAGGCAUUUCAAGUUGGAAGUGCAUGUGAUUCUUUCCUGUCUGUAGAUCUAUGCUACUUUCCAAAACAGGUGGGGAUUACACGUUCUGUUGCAGUUAGCUUGAAGUACUUGUAGUUCUUUGAAUUCCCCGUAAACUGUAUUGUUGGAUGAUGAAAAACUUGAAACAUUAAAUGGUUUGUUUUGAGUUUUUCGGGUUUGCUAUGA
This is a messenger RNA of Setaria italica (foxtail millet), 905 nucleotides long. Its product is annotated as RPM1-interacting protein 4. NCBI's taxonomy places the organism in Eukaryota, Viridiplantae, Streptophyta, Magnoliopsida, Poales, Poaceae. The transcript has 3 exons. The record is from RefSeq and is a predicted model, not a curated record. Bases 145 to 396 code for a protein of 83 amino acids.